AUGGAAACCAGCGAAACAUACGCUAUCAUAGACAUAAACAUCAAUGAUAAGGACCUAAAUAUUAUCAAUACCGAUCACGAGAAUAACAAGGACGAAAAUCAGAAGAAAAUUUCACCAUUGACCACCGUGAUUAAAAUUCAAAGAGAUCGUGGCGAGCGUGACUACAUCGGCUUCGCAACUCUCCCCGAGCAAGUUCACCGUAAGUCUGUGAAAAGAGGGUUUGAUUUCACGCUUAUGGUAGUUGGAGAGUCCGGCCUCGGCAAGUCAACUCUGAUCAACAGUCUUUUUUUAGGGGAUCUGUACAAAAACAGAAAAUUACCAGACGUACAAGAUAGAAUAGAAAAGACUACAACGAUCGAAAAGAAAACAAUGGAAAUAGAAGAACGCGGCGUUAAGUUACGGCUAACUAUAGUAGACACGCCGGGCUUUGGUGACGCGAUCAAUUGCGAAGAUUCGUGGAGAGUCUGCUCAGCAUACGUCGACGAGCAGUUCCGACAGUACUUCACCGACGAGAGUGGACUCAACCGCAGACAUAUGCAAGACAAUCGAGUGCACUGCUGUCUCUACUUCGUCCCUCCCUGGGCUCAUAGUUUAAGACAAGUGGACUUAGAGAUGAUGAGGCGACUGCACAGGAAGGUGAACAUCGUAGUCGUGAUAGCUAAAGCAGAUUCGCUUACAGUCCUCGAAGUAAGGCGACUUAAAGCACGCAUACUUAACGACUUAGAAGAGCAUCAAAUACAAGUAUACCAGUUUCCGGAGUGUGACAGCGAUGAAGACGAAGAAUUCAAACAACAGGAUCGGGAGUUAAAGGCUGCUGUGCCAUUCGCAGUAGUAGCAGCCGACACUGUACUGGAGGUGGGCGGCAGACGUGUCCGCGGCCGCCAGUACCCCUGGGGAAUCGUUGACGUGGAAAACCCAAGGCAUUCCGACUUUACAAAAUUACGAACUAUGCUGAUUUCGACACACAUGCAGGACUUAAAGGACGUAACGCAAGACGUUCACUACGAAAACUUUAGAGCACAGUGCAUCUCACAGAUAUCUCAACAUGCUAUGCGGGAGAGAGGAAAACUGAAAAGGGAUUCAAUGGGCAACAACAAUGACGUAGUGAUAACGGACACCGAUCGUUUAUUAUUACAAAAAGAUGAAGAGAUUCGUCGCAUGCAAGACAUGUUAACACAAAUGCAAGAGAAACUCAAAGCUUCCGAUAAAAAGCACGACAGUAUUAUAGAUGUAUAA
Molecule: messenger RNA, 1236 nt
Organism: Parnassius mnemosyne (clouded apollo)
Lineage: Eukaryota; Metazoa; Arthropoda; Insecta; Lepidoptera; Papilionidae
Source: the annotation of a GenBank genome assembly